CCGGAAAUUGUUUCUGGGUGGUGGGUGUUUGGAGUUAUUUACAUGGAAUAUUUGAGAUUAACAAAAAUCCCUUUUGCAUUCGGAGGAAGAAGUUGUUUAAUGUUCUUAAAUUGCAGAAUGGUCUGAUUUUGUGAGGCGUCCUUCCUUGUGUGACCAGGUCCUUGCCCUUGUUUGCUUGCCGGUCAUGUUUUUGCUUGUGUUGCCUCGGAGGCUCCGUUAGUCCGCCGCCUUUCGCUAUGGAAGAUUUCUCUCCUCUUUCAUUAACCGAUAUCUGCUUAGACUAUUUGAGGGUGAAUUUGAGUAAGUUUUGUUGGGAAAGGACAGAUGGCUCAUUCUGUCUCAAGGAAGCUGUGGUGUUUCCACAAGAACUGGCAGAUCGUUUGCUGCAGAAAAUGUCCCUGAAUGGUGUGCUUAAUGAAAAGACAGUGGGAAUUUUCCGCAGGAAUGAUCUGCUGCGCUUGAAGCGAGCUUGUAUUCGAAAUGCUAAACUGUCAGCAGUAGCAUUCAGGAAAGCAUUCUGCCACCACAAGCUUAUUGAUCUGGAUGCUUCUGGUGUAAAUGCAGACAUCACAAUAACAGAUAUUGUAAAUGCACUUGUCACCAACAAAUGGAAUCAACAGUACUUGCAGUGUCUUGUGUUGAAUUCAUUAACACUGUCUCUCGAAGACCCUUAUGAGCGAUGUUUCAGCCAGCUGACUGGCCUGCGUGUUUUAAGUGUUACCAAUGUUCUCUUCUACAAUGAUGACCUUAGAGACGUUACUUCUCUUCCAAAAUUGGAAAGUUUAGAUAUUUCAAACACUUCUGUUACUGACAUCACACCACUUCUGACCUGUAAAGACAGGCUUAAAUCUUUGACCAUGCACCACCUCAAAUGCCUGAAAAUGACAACUACUCAAAUUUUAGAAAUCAUUAAGGAACUAGAGCUCCUGCAACACUUGGACAUCUCUGACGAUAAGCAAUUUACCUCUGAUAUUGCACUUCGUUUACUAGAACUGUCUGGCAUACUACCUAAUCUCCGAUCUCUAGAUAUUUCGGGCAGGAAGCACAUCACAGAUAAGGCUGCUCAGGCAUUUGUCCAGCAUCGGCCUACAAUGCAGUUUAUGGGGUUGCUUGCUACUGACGCUGGCUACUCUGAGUUCCUCUCUGGAGAAGGAAGUUUAAAGGUUUCAGGAGAAGCAAAUGAAGUGCAAAUCUCUGAAGCUCUACGUCGAUAUAGCGAAAGAGGAUUUUUUGUAAGGGAAGCAUUAUUCCACCUUUUUAGUCUCACACACAGCAUGGAAAAACCACAGCCUGAGCUACUUAAGCUUGUGGUCACUGGAAUGAAGAACCAUUCUACAAAUCUACCAGUGCAGCUGGCAGCUAGUGCAUGUGUAUUCAAUUUGACAAAACAGGACUUGGCUGCUGGCAUGCCUGUACGCCUUUUGACAGAAGUAACGCGUCUCCUGCUGAAAGCCAUGGAACAUUUUCCCAACCAUCAACAGCUUCAGAAGAAUUGUCUGUUGUCUCUUUGCAGUGAUCGUAUCCUACAGGAUGUCCCAUUUAACAGGUUUGAGGCAGCCAAACUGGUAAUGCAGUGGCUUUGUAACCAUGAAGAUCAGAACAUGCAGCGAAUGGCAGUGGCUAUUAUUUCUAUUUUAGCAGCAAAGCUUUCAACAGAACAGACUGCCCAACUUGGUACAGAACUCUUCAUAGUCAAGAAAUUGCUGCAUAUAGUAGAGCAGAAGACAACUCUGUCAUUGGUGGACACCACUUUAAAGUUUACGCUUAGUGCACUUUGGAACCUGACCGAUGAAUCCCCAACCACCUGCAAGCACUUUAUAGAAAAUCAGGGUUUAGAAUUAUUUAUGAAAGUACUUGAGUCCUUUCCAGGUGAGCCCUCCAUCCAGCAGAAGGUUCUUGGUUUGUUGAACAACAUAGCUGAAGUAAAAGAACUUCAUCCUCAACUGAUGAAGAAGAGCUUCAUUGAGCACAUCAGUGCUUUAUUACAUAACAAAGAAGUGGAAGUCAGUUACUUUGCUGCAGGAAUAAUUGCUCAUUUGAUAUCCCGGGGGCUACAUAUCUGGACACUGGAUCUUGACCUCCGAGCUUCUCUACUGGAACAAUUGCAUUCUGUAAUUUUAAAUUGGCCAACACCGGAUUGCGAGAUGGUAGCUUAUAGGUCAUUCAGUCCCUUUUUCCCAUUGUUGGAAUGUUCUGAUGCACCAGGAGUGCAGAUUUGGGCUGUCUGGGCAAUGCAACAUGUCUGUAGCAAAAAUGCACCUAGGUACUGCAGCAUGCUCAUUGAAGAAGGUGGGAUGCAACAGCUAUACAAUAUUAAGAACAAUCCACAGAUUUCACCAGAUGUUUUGCGGAUUGUUAUUAGCAUUAUUGAAAGUUUAGAGAAGUACAUUAUGCGCCAUGGAAAGGUCUCUUCCUGCUACAAAAAGCCACAAACUAAACACAGUGUGAUCUAAAGAGUAACCAGAAUUAAUUGUUUGAGAUUGUACCAGUAAUUUUUUUUAAAAAAAACAUAUUUGGUAACGUAAGCUCCUUUCAAAAUCUCCACAAAAUGACUCAUAGUAUGGCUUUGUUAUGCCACUCCCAUUGGGAGGGGAAAGGAGAGCAGAUCAGAUACUACAGUAGCCCAGUAUAGCCAAGUAGCAGAAGAAACAUGAAACUCUGUGACCUAUUUCUGUGUAUGACUCUAUAAACAAUGCUGUUCCUGAAGAAUUUAAAAACUCAUUAUCUUGUGUGUGGCAGAAUUCAUUGUCUUUGAGUAGUAUUAUACAAUUUUACAACAAAAGUUUGGCCCUUAAUCCAUUAUGUACAUGCUAGUUCUUUUGCUGAAGCCAUCCAAAGUGAUCUCACUUUCCUUGCAUUUUCCUUUGCAUCACUACAUCUCUUGAAGUGACUACUUGAUAAGAUAGUGGUCCCUGUCUUAGCUACUCUUAAUGGCACACCAAUCCAAUGCACCAAUUUCUGAAAAGUUAUUAAAUGAUGACCCCUCGCCACAUAUUUCCUCAACCAUCUUUUAACCCUUUAGCCUUCUCUGCUUCAGUGGUAAUCUUAUCUAUAAUUUCCCACCCAAGUAUCAAUGUUGUAUUUUCUAUGGCUUUAAUAUCCUUUCUAUAAUGGACCAAAGUAGUACAUUCAUUUUUGGUCCAGCUAUAGACACAUAUAUAACAUCCUUUAUUUUAUUCCAUCCCUCUUAUCUCCCUGCAAUUGUACUUGGAGGGAACAGUUUGUGAACUCUUGCAUGUCUCUUCUUGCAAUAUCAACUUCAAUUCCUUAUUUGGCUUCUAUUUAAACAUUAUUUUAUUCAGUCCUACAAUAAAAUACAAUAUCCUUGUAUUAUAAAUUCUUAUUCCUCUCAAAACAUUUUAACAGUAUUGCAGUCCUCAUGACUUGUCCAAUUCAACAAGGGGAGCUAAGUUUUUAAGCUUAGGUGCUUCCUGGAACAAGCUCUAAAGAUUUUUGCUUAAAACCUUGAGUUAUUUUAAAGAAAUGUUCUUUGAAAACAUACCCUCUUGUCCAAUUACUCCCAACCCCUCCCAAAAAAAUUAAUACUUUUUCCACUGCAGAUAAAUAUUGCAUGUGGAGUCCAUAGAUUUACCAUGUGUUUUAAUAUUGAGUUGGUAUAGCGCUUAUUAUUCCUGACUUGUAAAAGGAACAUAAGUUGAAAUUCUCUAAAUCCUGCAGAUGCAGAUUUAUGUACUUCUGGUGCUGCAGCUGUUUUGUGUUGGAUUCUUGCACAGUAUUACAUAUGUAACAUUGCAGCUUGAUUUGGUUUCAGUUUGACUCAGACUACUUCAGUAGGAUUAUACUGUGGAAUUUCCUGCUAAUUGCAACUUCUACAGGUAGGAUAAAAUUUUAGGGGCCGAGUCGAUCAAAGAUUCUUUACACUUGGCAAUGAAAAUGCUUGCUGAUUGGUGUUCUUCCUCAUGCCUUUUGAUUUCUUCCAAAUACAGCCUUGAAAUAAUUUUCUCCAGUACCUCUGAAACCCAAUUGUAGAAAUACUAGAAAUGAAUGAAAUAGUGAAACCAUGUACAGGAUUGAUGAAAGUACCAACAAUAUCUCAGUCAAACAGAUGUCCAACAUGACUUUUUCCAUUUCUGAAUGGAACUACCACAAUUGUAAUGGUGUAUACUGUUAAAUAUUUCUAAGUUAUCUAGAUGCAGUUCAAGUUUACCACAGUGGAAUGUUGGUUUGGUUUUGUGUUGUCUUUGCAAAUUUUGUUCAUUCUACAAGCAGCAGCUUUUAUUUGAAUAAAUACUGCUGAUGAAAUGUUUACUUAAUCUGGAUGUCACUCAUAUGCCUACCUUUUUAUAAAAGAAGUAAUGGAAAAGUUGAGCUGUAAUGAGCUUAAUUUUGGAUCUUUGUCCCCAAGCCCCUCUUGCUCCCUUUUUAAAACAAUUUUGUACAACAUGUUACCUCCCUCAAAGAAAUAUGCUUUUGAAAACCUUG
Pristis pectinata (smalltooth sawfish) is the source of this 4443-nucleotide messenger RNA. It is a transcript of the gene zyg11, whose product is annotated as zyg-11 family member, cell cycle regulator. NCBI's taxonomy places the organism in Eukaryota, Metazoa, Chordata, Chondrichthyes, Rhinopristiformes, Pristidae. The record is from RefSeq and is a predicted model, not a curated record. Gene Ontology annotation, molecular function: protein binding. Bases 237 to 2453 code for a protein of 738 amino acids. Gene Ontology annotation, cellular component: Cul2-RING ubiquitin ligase complex. The transcript is spliced from 15 exons.